UUGUGUAGUUUUAUAAAAGACGAAUAACGGUAUUAUGGUUAUAUAAAAAUAGAAUUAAGGUUUAUAAGAGUACUAAAAGCAAUGCUGGUUUUAUAGAAGUGGUAUUGCAUUACUAAUAGUAGAAGGAUCUUAAGUUUUAUUACCAUAGUGAUAUAAAUGUUUUGGUGAUCAUCUUAUAAACCUUCUGGCGAUUGUGACUUCAAGUUAUAUAAGUAAGUUUUAUAGCAAUGUAUAUCACUUGCUUAUAUCACUUGUCAGUGAUGAGUUUAUAUUAGAGUAUGUAAAUUACUUCAAUAUAACUACGUAGCUAUUAGGAAAUUACUGACGCUUCUACAUUACUAAAAGUGAUUAUAAUUUCCAGAAAGUGAUGCGAUAUUACUACGAGUUCUAUAAUAGUGACUGAGACAGCUUUUAUGUAACUGUUUGAAUUGAUCGCGUGUGUUGCUUCAUAAAAGUGCGGAUAUCCAGCGAGUUAAGUUUAAACUUUUUUAGAGGUUAAACGAUGUCUUAUUAUGGUAAGUGGAAAAAAUUCAAAACCUCAGGAGCAUUUCGCAGACGAGUAGUGCGCAAUAUGACUGAAAUAAUGAAGGAGAAUGCAACUAUUUCAACCCAAGGUUCAUUUGAUAAGCAGCAAUCCGUUAUGCCCCUUGUAGAUGAGAAGUGUGUGUCUGACCUGCAGUUACCAUCUCCGGAAAUGGAAAAGAUAGUUCCAGAAAACUAUGCUAACGACAAAGAAGUACAAAUGAAUUGGUUACUAGAAUUGGAGGAAGACGAAGGUGGAGAGGAUAAUUGUAAUGAAACAUUAUCUAAAGACAACAAUGUGCAGUUCCUUAACAACUUUAGAUUGUGGGCAAACACCUUCAAUAUAAGGCACCGUGCUUUAAAGUCUAUUAUUAAUGUGGUAAACACUCGUUUUCCAAAUAUACUACCUAAAGAUCCUCGUACACUACUGCAAACACCCCCUGCAAAAGUUGUCCUCCAAAAAAUGGGUGAAGGUUAUUACUGGCAUCAAGGAUUCGAAGUAUGUCUAAAAAACUGUUUUGAUAAGAUAAGAACGUACACAUCACUUUCAAUAACCUUAAAUAUUGAUGGUUUACCCAUUUAUAAAAGCUCCAAAGAUGAAUUUUGGCCCAUCUUAUUUAAUAUUUUUGAAAUUCCGCAUCUCCACCCUAUGAUUAUUGGUAUUUAUAGUGGGAAAGGAAAACCACCUGAUAUUAAAACAUUUAUUACACCAUUUGUAGAGGAAAUGAAGUUAAUUUUAGAGCAUGGAAUUUUGUUUGAAAAUGGGCAUCAUUUAAAAAUAAGCAUUCGAUGUUUUGUAUGCGAUUCACCUGCACGUUCCUUUAUCAAAGGUGUUGCAAAUUUUAAUGGGCAGCAUGGUUGCUUAAAAUGCACCACUGUAGGAGAAUAUUCCUAUCUUACACAUUGUAAUGUAUUUCCUAGAAUUGAUUGUCCCAAAAGAACCGAUGAAGGCUUUCGAUUAAAAAUGUACGGAUCUCAUCAUAAAUGUGCCACACCUUUAGAAGAACUACCCAUAAAUAUGAUCGAAGACUUUCCGAUUGCCGACUCUCUUCAUUUACUGGAUUUAGGAAUUAUGAAACGUUGUUUAAUGGGUUGGAGAGAUGGUACUUUUCGCAAUUUCAACAUGAAAUGGUCUGCAAAUGACAUUUAUGGUGUCUCACAAUAUUUGCGAGGGUGCAGGUUGCCAUCAGAAAUUCACAGAGCUGUAAGAGGACUAGAAUGUUUACCUCAUUGGAAAGGUUUAGAAUACAGAUCCUUCUUAUAUUAUAUUGGGAUAGUAAUUUUAAAAAAAUAUUUGCCACGUGAUGUAUAUGAACAUUUUUUGCUAUUGUUUUGUGCUGUAACUAUCUGUUCGUCCCCAAGGGUACAUUAAUCUUUAUGGAGAAGAUUAUGUAACUAGCAAUGUACAUAAUUUAGUCCACAUAGUUGAUGAUGUGAAAAAGUUCGGUGUUCUAUC
Messenger RNA from Photinus pyralis (common eastern firefly), 1978 nucleotides. RefSeq lists its product as uncharacterized. NCBI's taxonomy places the organism in Eukaryota, Metazoa, Arthropoda, Insecta, Coleoptera, Lampyridae. The transcript has 4 exons. The record is from RefSeq and is a predicted model, not a curated record. The coding region runs from base 503 to 1894 and encodes 463 amino acids.